AUGAAUGUUACGCUCCUAUCAUUCUCUAAGAUCCAUAUCGAUGUGGUGGUUGAGAGUUCGGAAAAAGAGGUUAAGUGGCGCUGCACGGGAUUUUAUGGAUUCCUAGAAACUCAGUGGCGGCGGGACUCAUGGACCCUCCUACGCCAACUCCGUGAUCUCUCCCCUCUACCAUGGCUCGUCGGUGGUGAUUAUAACGAGAUUAUGUGCAACUCAGAAAAGGAGGGUGGACUUCCUCGACUCCCUUACCAAAUUGAAGAAUUUCGCAGAUGUCUGAUUGAUUGUGACCUCAGCGAUCUUGGUUUUGAGGGGCCAGGGGCCGGUGUAUACGUGUCUACGGAGCCAGAUGAGAGUGACAUUGAUGGGGUGCUCGAACCGAGGAUUACUCCAACAGCAGCUCAGUACUAUCCAUUCAUUCUCGAUCUGACAGAUUUUCUUAAUAAUAAAAAACUUUCUAGAGCUUUGAAUUAUACUCUCAUAGUGUUAAUUCCUAAAAUCACCUCCCCCGAGAAAAUCACGGAUUAUCGGCCAAUUAGCCUCUGUAAUGUUAUUUACAAGAUUGGUUCGAAAAUUAUCACCAAUCGUCUUACGGGUAUUCUUAAUGACAUCAUUUCCCCUACUCAAUCAGCAUUUGUUCCCCACCGCCUCAUUACGGACAAUGUCUUAGUUGCUUACGAGAUUAAUCAUUUUAUUAAAACUAAAUCUGGGCGUAGAGAGUCUUAUAUGGAAAUUAAGUUAGACAUUAGCAAGGCUUACGAUCGCAUUGAAUGGGUUUUUCUGAGGAGAGUGCUUGCUCGAUUUGGUUUCCCCCUUCAUUUUAUUGAUCUUAUCAUGUUGUGUGUCUCUUCGGUUUCUUACUCUUUUCUCUUUAAUGGUUCGCAGUUUGGAAUUCUUUCCCCAUCCCGGGGUCUUCGACAAGGAGAUCCCCUAUCUCCAUUUUUGUUUAUUUUGUGUGCAGAAGUUAUGAUCUCGAUGAUUCAGAUGGCGGUUUUUCGUGGCCAACUUCAUCGAGUCCGUACUGCACCACAGGCGCCUGUCAUUACUAAUCUUUGCUUCGCCGAUGAUACCCUUUUGUUCUGUCGCGCCAAACCAGGAGAUGCGCUCGUACUAAAAAAUAUUUUAGAUUUAUACGCUCGUAUCGCAGGGCAAGAAAUCAACUUGGCCAAAACGACUAUGUGCUACAGCCCUCAUACUUGCGAAACUACCAAAGGUCAUAUCAGGGAAAUUUUGGGCUUCAAGGAAGUGGAGAGACAUGAUACAUACUUGGGGAUGCCGGCAUCACUAGGGAAAUCUCGUAAGGAGAUAUUCCAAUUUCUUCGGGAUAGAUUAUGGGGUCGCAUCAAGGGUUGGGGCGCUCGACAACUUUCGAAGGCGGGAAAAGAAAUUAUGAUCAAGUCGGUUUUACAAGCAAUUCCCUCUUAUAUUAUGAGUUUCUUUGCAUUACCUGAAGGAUUAAUUCGGAACUUGGAGUUGUUGAUUAGGCUGUUUUGGUGGGGAAGAGCUGGAUCGAAGGGCAUGAUCUGGGUAUCUUGGCAGAGAGUUUGCAAGCCAAAAGCAAUCGGGGGUAUGGGUUUUAGGGAUUUGAGGCUAUUCAAUUUGGCGCUUCUCGCCAAACAAAUGUGGCGCUUUAUUACCCAACCAGAUCUUCUUAUCUCAAGGGUAAUGAAAGCGAGAUAUUUCCCGUCGGGCGAUAUUCUUCAAGCACAAAUUGGGAAUCGACCAAGCGCAACCUGGAGAAGUAUUCUUAAGGCCCGACCCUUGGUUUUAUUGGGAAUGCGCAAGAGAAUUGUGGUGGAUAUUAUAAAUCAAGACUCGAAUUGUUGGAAUGUUGACCUCAUCGACCAAUGCUUUUGGCCAGUGGAUCGAGAUAGGAUUCUUCAUUUCCCUAUUGGUAGUGAAUUGAUCGAGGAUAGUUGGGUGUGGCAUUACUCGGCUAAUGGGAAGUUUACGGUCCGCUCGUUCUAUCUCAAUGCUCUCAAUAGCAGGUUGCACUCAAGUGUUUCGCAACGACGAGCGGGUGGCGAUGGUAGUGGGACAGUGGCGGAGGAUUGGAGGAUGGUUUGGAAGUUGAAGCUCCCCCCAAAAAUUAAAAACUUCGUAUGGCGCGCUUGUGCCGAAAUUACGCCGACGGGGGCUGAGCUGUUUCGGCGAAGAAUUACUCCGACCCCUGAGUGUACGAGGUGUGAAAGCCGAGUAGAGACAAUGAGCUGGCAGCUACUUAACAACCAUUUGCAUGGGCAUGACGACAUCCAUGUUGCGGAGUUGCUGAGCUGGUGUGAGAAUCUACUAUCCCUGUUCCAAGCGCACCAUAUGCACCAUAACGGCGGGCCCCGCCCCUCUCUUUCGUCUACGUGGACUGUUCCACCAAUGGGCAGCAUCAAAAUCAAUUUUGAUGCAGCUCUACCUCCUGGUAAGCCGUUUUAUGCAUGUGCCAUGGUGGCGAGGAAUCACGAUCGUCAAUGUCUUGGUUGGGCUAUUCGCCACUUUCCAGGGAAGCCAACACCCACUGAUUGUGAAGCCCACGCAACUCUAGUAUCCAUGGUAUGGGCUCGGAGACAAGGCUGGGACAAUAUCAUUUUGGAGGGAGAUAACCUCACAGUCAUAAACUUUCUCAAGAAUAAAGAGAACAAUUCAACUUCGUUUGGUGCAUUCAUCGAAGAAUGUAUUUCGAUUUCUUCUUCGUUUUCUAGUUGCAUCUUUUCUUUUAUUCGUCGUAAGGGCAAUGUUUUAGCUCACUCUUUUGCCACGAACCUUGGUUAUUCAUGUAAUGAGGGUAUUUACAUUCCCUCUGACUUAGGGCAUUUAGCCUAA
This is a messenger RNA of Erythranthe guttata (spotted monkey flower), 2808 nucleotides long. The record is from RefSeq and is a predicted model, not a curated record. Lineage: Eukaryota; Viridiplantae; Streptophyta; Magnoliopsida; Lamiales; Phrymaceae.